AUGGAUCGUCUUAGUAGUAAGCUCCGAAAAGGAGGUGCUGCUGCUGUGGCGGCGACGACAAAGCAUGGCGUGGCCCCGUUCAUAGGCAAGUUCAAGCUGCACACGUCGACAGAUUCGCUGCCGCCGUUGCCGCUGCUGACGAAGAAACGAUCAAGUUUGGAGACGAAGCCUAAGGCCAAGUUCCUCAAGCCAGCAGCAGCAAGCAGCUCGACUGAGAAACCGAAAAACGCAAUGUCCAGUGCAUAUGGAACUAGCAGGUUUACCCAGCCGCUGAAGGUUGACCACUCGUCCAAGAAGAGCUCUGGCUUCAGUCUCUUGAAACUUCCGUCCCAAUCGAAGGAACUUGGGACAUUGACGAAGGCUCCGUUUGUCAAGGGGGCGACAGCACUAUCGCUGUCAAGUACCAAGCCGCUGCUAAACAAAGUUUCUGCCCAAAUUCUUGCAAAAAAAAACGUACGUCGUGCAAAUGAAGCUGACAAAGCGCCGUUGUUCAAGCUGCAAGCAAAAGGCGGAUUGCCAUUUACGUUUCGAGCCGACACCAAAUCGUCUGCCGCCAAAAAGAGGAAGGCAACAGAGGCAGUUGCCGUAAAAGAUGGGACGGAUCUCCUUUUCUGCAAAACUAAACGCGAUCGUAGCAGUAUUACAGGCCCCACGUUAAAGAGCACAGCAUUCAGCAAAGACAAGGACGGAGACAAACAGUUUGGGGUUGGUACUGCUAAGAACAUCGGACAAAAGGAUGGUAAUCGAACCAGCAUCUCUUCUGCUAUGAAAAUGGGUGACACGGAUGGAAUGGGCGUGAAGGUAGACGACGGUGCCGUGCUCAGAAAGCGAAGACUGCUGCUGGCUUCAUCGAGAGCGGGUCCAGCGCUGAAAAAAAGCAAACGAACGUCUCAAACUGUUGUAGCAGUGCAGCCGCUUCAGGACACCAAAGUGGCCGAAUCGGGGAGACCUUUUGACGCGUGUCGAAGCGUAGAUCCCAGUAAGGUCGCAACAAAAUUAGAGGAGGCGCCCUCGGCAUCCGCAUGCCCGAUGAACAGCACGCUGUCAACUGCUGAGGCAUUGCCCUCGCCUCUGGAAGACGGAACUGAGGAGGAUCUUGCGAUGAAGCUUCUUUGCAUUGUGGACGAUGACAAGGAAGACGAGUUUCUUAUUCGAGCAGCCGCUGUUCAGGAAUUUACCGACCGUGUGGGACUCGAGCAGAAGCAAAUCCGCAACCGUUUACUUGACGUUCAUGCCAACAUCAGCGAGAGUCUUCUUGACGCAUUAACGGACCUCAUGGCGGAAGAGGGAGGGAUCGGGAUCGAUAAACUCGCCUGUGACAUGAACAUUGACGUCGACAUUGGUCAUGAUGUCUUCUUGCGAGAUGACGAAAUUCAGGUUUUUUUGUAA
This is a messenger RNA of Peronospora matthiolae, 1389 nucleotides long. Lineage: Eukaryota; Oomycota; Peronosporomycetes; Peronosporales; Peronosporaceae. The record is from the annotation of a GenBank genome assembly.